ACUUCUUCUUCUUUAAAGAUCCUUUUUUUUUUAUCAUUUGAACUGAUUCUGAAUCAUCAUUCUACUUGAGAGCUGCUUAAACACCAUUGAUGAGAUCGGAUAAAAUGUCGUUUGCAAGGUAUCCGACAAUGAGGAAUAACGACUAUUUUGAAGGGAUGUUCAACGACUAUGUCGGAGUAAAGAAGGCGGUGGCGGCGAAGCAAAAGCCGCCGCCUAAAUCCACCUCCGCCCGUCUGGUAACAAUGCUCACCUGCCUCCAGUUUGCAUUCGCCAUCUACGCCACCUUCCUCCUUUACUACAUGAGUCCAGCCGUCGACCUCAAAUCCAACCAAGACUUCACAUGGGCUACCCGCAUAGCUCAAAACUGGAAGAAUCUCAUUAUCACCGCCCCUCACUUCGUCAGCCGUUACCAAGACGAUUCAUCAUCGUCCCUCCUCCAGGCAGAGUACACCCCUCAAGCUAAGUUUGCAAAGACCGACGUCUGUGAGCAGGAGAAGAUCGAUUUUGAACAGAAGAAAUCCACUGACCAGGUUAUGAUCAAACUCAAAACGGAUCUUUAUGAAGAGGUUCGACAAUUCCAGACCAAAUCUUUCGGAACAGAGUCCCUAACUGAACUCAUGGCUAUGAAGUCUAAAUGGGACUUGAAGGGCCCAACCCAGCCACGAGUAACUGUCAUUCUCAACCAUUUCAAGAGGAAGACUUUAUGCUCUCAGCUUGAUUCACUUCUUCGUCAAACACUUCCAUUUCACCAUGUUUGGGUGCUGUCAUUCGGUAGCCCCAAUGAGAUCACCUUAAGGAGGAUUGUCGAAAGCUAUAAUGAUUCGAGGAUAAGCUUCAUUAGCUCAACCUAUGAUUUCAAGUACUUUGGGAGAUUCCAGAUGGCCCUACAAACGGAAGCCGAUCUCGUCUACAUUCUCGACGAUGACAUGAUUCCCGGCACCAAGAUGCUUCAGAUUCUGUCGCACGUCGCCGGAACCGAAAAGUACAAGAACUCUGUUUUGGGAAGCAUUGGGAGAAUCCUUCCGUUCCGUCAGAAGGAUUUCACUUUUCCUAGCUACCGGAAGUUCAAAUCGAAGGAGGCUGGACUUUACUUGCCUGACCCUGCUUAUGACAUCACCGUAGAUAAAAUAGUGCAGGUGGAUUUCCUCUCUAGUUCUUGGUUCUUAUCUGCAGAGCUUGUCAAGACUCUGUUUAUUGAAGAUCCUUUCACUUUCAUGACCGGCGAAGAUCUCCACCUAAGCUACCAGCUUCAAAAAUACAGAGACGGUGGCUCAUAUGUCCUGCCAGUUGAUCCAAACGACAAAGAAACAUGGGGAGACAGCGAGCACCGGCUGGCUUAUGUAUCAGAAACGACAGUUAUCUUCAAAGACGUGGUUAAUGUGAGAGACGAUCAAUGGUGGAAAGCUCUGACGACUGGCUACGUCACACAGUGGGCUGCGAUGAACCCUCAGAAGAUAGACGCGCUCUUCUACGCCCACUCGAUCGACGAAGUGAAGGCAUUAGCUCCUCUCCUAGAAAAAUUCAAGAACACGGUUGGGAAGAAAGCUUAUAUAGUUGUCUCUGGUGGGAAAUUCUGUCCCUGUGAAGAUGCUGCGGCUGCUCUGAACUGGCCUAAGACGGUUUGUAAGGAGAGACGGUUCAAGAUAUUCGAUCUUGGAAUGGGUUCUCUAUCCACUGGCAUAUCAAACUCUGAAGUCCCGGUUGUACAAUCGGUUUAUUCUAGUAUGAAGGGUCUUGUUAAAAUGCAUAACCCAAGCGUUAUCAUCGCUGUUAAUGACAUUGAUUCUAAUGUCAGAAAGGCUCUCAAGAUGGCUUCUGAGAUCAAUCAAAACGACUCUAAUUCUUCUUCAACUCUCAUCCUUUUGCCUAGACCAUCGGUCCCUAAAGUCCUUUGGAUGGCUGAUCUAAGAUCCACAGCCUUACCAAAUUGGAACAAAAUGCACGUCUCCAUCAGCAUUAUUACCCAAAACCGAUCUCCUUCGCUAUCCCGUCUACUUAAAUCUCUAAGCGACGCAUACUACGUGGGGGACGAAAUCUCGAUCACAUUCAACAUGGAUAGCCAAGUUGAUGAGGACACUAUUAAAAUGGUGGGUGACUUCAAUUGGCCUCAUGGUCCGAAAACUUUAAGGAGAAGGAUUAUUCAAGGAGGACUGAUUCGAGCCGUGAGUGAGAGUUGGUACCCUGCUAACGAUGAUGACUUCGGACUCUUACUCGAGGACGAUAUUGAAGUCUCCCCAUAUUACUAUCUCUGGAUCAAAUAUGCUCUCAUGGCAUACCAUUACGACCCACAAAUUUCCCUCCCUCAAUUGUCAACAAUAUCUCUGUACACGCCUCGUUUGGUUGAAGUGGUGAAAGAAAGGCCAAAGUGGAACCCCACUGAGUUCUUUAAGAACAUCCAUUCAAACACACCUUAUCUCCAUCAACUACCUUGUAGUUGGGGAGCAGUGUUCUUCCCUAAGCAAUGGAGAGAAUUCUAUGUGUACAUGAACAUGAGAUUCACUGAAGAUGCGAAGAAGAACCCUGUUCAAAUACCGAAAUCAAGAACAAAUGGAUGGCAGGCUUCAUGGAAGAAGUUCCUCAUAGACAUGAUGUACCUUAGAGGAUACGUCUCUCUUUAUCCUAACUUCCCAAACCAGGCUAGCUUUUCUACUAACCACAUGGAACCUGGUGCACACAUAUCAGCCAAGGACAAUGUGGUGAAACAUGACAAGUCCGAUUUCGAGGUCCCAUUGAUUAAUGAAGAUUUCAGGCCUUUGUUGCCGGGCGGGAAGAUGCCCCCUGCUUCUAAACUGCCUUCUCUGAACCUUUUCAACCAGCCUCUUUCCUUGAGGGGGCUCAAGGCUGCUGGGGCCAAGCUAGGCCAGGAUGUGCUGAACUGUACUGUCAGUGAGAUUGUGGCUGUCGAUCAUCAGACUGGACUCCCUUCCAACUGUGCAAGAUUGUGAGCAGAUAUGAUCAUGGUCAUUAUUAUUAUGAUUAUUUGUUCAAAUCAAUAUUUUGGGUUCAGUUUAUUUUUCGUCCUUACAGGAAUCAUUUGUUCAUGUUAUACUGUGAAAAAGGCUCAUUUAGAUUGGGCUAAUGUAUUAUUAAUCUUGUAAUAGUUCAUUAGUUUGCAUUUCCCACAUUAAAUUGAAGAGGGGAAUGCAUUAUAUUAAUCUUACUUAAACCCAUUUGAAAUCGUCUUGUCCCA
Messenger RNA from Impatiens glandulifera, 3190 nucleotides. RefSeq lists its product as uncharacterized. Lineage: Eukaryota; Viridiplantae; Streptophyta; Magnoliopsida; Ericales; Balsaminaceae. The record is from RefSeq and is a predicted model, not a curated record. The coding region runs from base 90 to 2945 and encodes 951 amino acids. The transcript is spliced from 3 exons.